CAGUCUCCUGCUGGAGAAGGGCGCCAAUACUUAAAUCAAGUGGUAUCUUGGCAGAACUCCAUUACUCAUAGCCGUUGAAAAUCGGAAUGACGCAAUGGUAAGGCUGUUGCUGAAGAGGAACCCCAAUAUAGAGGCAAGAGAUUCGGAAGGCCUGACUGCGCUCUCAUUAGCCUCUUGGAGCUGUGAUGAGGCGGUGGUAAAACGUCUGCUGAAGAGGAAUGCCAAUAUAAAGUCGAAGUGCGAUAGGGGCUUUACUGCGUCUUAUUUAGCAGCUCACGGUGGUCAUAAAGCUGUGGCAGAUCUUCUCAAAGAGGCAGGAGCAUCAUAGGUUGUUUUACGAUUGUAUGCAAUUAUAUAGGACAAAACAUGAAUCCCCCGACCAUAUUUCAAUGAGAUAUGCGCCAUCCAGCAUAGCCUAUAAUUCCAAGUGCAGUCACAGCCAGCGCUCCCACUUUCAAUGCAGCUCGUUGGACUCUGGGCUUCAG
This is a messenger RNA of Aspergillus pseudotamarii, 485 nucleotides long. RefSeq names its product ankyrin repeat domain-containing protein. NCBI's taxonomy places the organism in Eukaryota, Fungi, Ascomycota, Eurotiomycetes, Eurotiales, Aspergillaceae. Bases 95 to 328 code for a protein of 77 amino acids. The record is from RefSeq and is a predicted model, not a curated record. Gene Ontology annotation, molecular function: protein binding. The transcript has a single exon.